CUGAUUUUUGUGGAUGAUUUGUCUGCCGCAGUUUCGAUCUCUGGAUUGCCCGUGGAGCUGCAUUAGCGCGUUUGUCGACAUCGAUUUGCCGGAAUUUCUGUGUGUCUGCGCGUUUGUUGAGAUUUUUUGCGUCUUUAUUUAGUGAUAUUCUGGAGUAGAUUCAGGCGCUAGUGUAAUGGAGAAGGAGAGGAAAAAGUAUCCGAUUGGAGCAGAACAUUACACAUUGAUUGAGGAGGUAGGGACGGGAGUCAGCGCUUCGGUUCACCGUGCGCUGUGUAAAUCGCUCGACAACGAGAUUGUCGCCAUCAAAAUUCUCGACUUUGAGCGUACAAAUUGCGAUCUGAACAACGUUUCACGCGAAGCACAAACAAUGGUCCUUGUUGACCAUGCCAAUGUUUUAAAAUCGCACUGCUCCUUUGUCAGUGAUCACAAUUUGUGGGUCGUAAUGCCUUUUAUGGCUGGAGGCUCUUGCUUGCACAUCUUAAAGGCUGUACACCCUGAUGGUUUGGAGGAGGUUGUCAUUGCUACAAUCUUACGAGAGGUGUUGAGAGGCUUGGAAUAUCUUCAUCAACAUGGCCACAUUCAUCGGGAUGUCAAAGCUGGAAAUGUUCUUAUCGAUUCACGUGGUGGAAUCAAACUGGGAGAUUUUGGUGUCUCUGCUUAUUUGUUUGAUGCUGGUGACAGACAACGCAUGAGGAAUACUUUUGUGGGUACUCCAUGCUGGAUGGCACCUGAGGUUAUGGAGCAAUUGCAUGGUUAUGACUUCAAAGCUGAUAUUUGGUCUUUUGGCAUAACUGCUUUGGAGCUUGCGCACGGGCAUGCCCCUUUCUCAAAGUAUCCUCCAAUGAAGGUUUUGCUCAUGACAUUGCAAAAUGCACCACCUGGUCUAGAUUAUGAGAGAGACAAAAAGUUUUCUAAGUCCUUUAAGCAGAUGAUUGCGAGUUGUUUGGUGAAAGAUCCUACAAAAAGACCUUCUGCAAAGAAGUUGCUAAAACAUUCUUUUUUCAAGCAAGCAAGAUCUAAUGAUUAUAUUUGUAGAACUCUUCUGGAUGGUCUCCCAGAUCUUGGCGCUCGGCUUCAGGCUUUAAAGAGAAAGGAGGAAGAUAUGCUUGCACAAAAGAAAAUGCCAGAUGGACAAAAGGAGGAAAUAUCCCAGUGCGAAUAUAAACGAGGGAUUAGCGGCUGGAACUUCAACCUUGAUGAUAUGAAGGCUCAAGCUUCAUUGAUACAGGAUGAUGAUAUUAUUCCUCAGAAAGAUGAAGAAGUGCAAGUUAAACACUGUCAGGACCAGCCAUCCUUGGACAAAAGUUCAAAAGGAUUUCAACACCAGUUGUCCUUUGCUAGUCAAUAUUCUGAUCCUGCAGAUUCUGAUGAAAACACCCCUGCGUCUCUCUCAUCAGUGGACUCUUCAACUCACAUUGCUAAAUGUGAAAAAUCCGAUGAUGAUGGAUGUGCUCCUAGCUCAAUUCCGGAGCGGCCACCAAUGAAUGCUUCUCCUGGCAAUGAAAAGCACACAGAAAACAAAUUAGCAGAAAAGCUUGCCUCAGAUGUCAACGGAAAAUCAUUAGAUGGGGCUGCAUCAAGUAUUAAUCAAAGCGACAAAGUCCAAAAUCAAUGUCAAAACUUGUCAAGGGGGGCACACAACAAUCUGCAACCUUCAGAGGCACGGCAUGAGGCAAUAUCCAAAGGUUCAAAAACAGUAGUUAAUGGAGAUGAAAUGGAUGAGAAAGCCAAAAAUCCAGUUAUUCAGCAAAAAGGACGAUUUAAAGUUACAUCAGAAAGUAUUGAGACGGAUAAGAUGGCAGCAGCCCCUUUAAUGCAUAAAAGCCACAGCAUGCAGACGAUUGCUCAACUUCCAGCAAUGCCUUCAAGUUCUGAAGCUAGUCCGUCAAACCACCCUUACAGUCAUGCUCUUUUUUCCCAUCUGCAGAAUGUUCUACUUACAAACACUCUUCAAAGGGAUAAUAUACUUAGUGCAAUGAAGCAAAUUGCAGUUGGUGAUUUUCCAGAUGCAGCGACCUUGCCGAUGAACAUACAAUUGGCAGAAAAAUCCAUGCUGGAGGCUGCUCAUGAAAGAGAGAAGGACUUGAUUCGUGAGAUAACCGAGUUGCAAUGGAGGCUUGUACGUUGUCAAGAAGAGGCCCAAAAACAUAAAACUGAGAAUCAUGGGUGAACCAUUUAGUUACAGUCCGAUGGUAUGGUAUAUAUAGCUUUCCUAACAUAUAAAAGGACCACAGAUGCACUUGAUGAAAUUAUUACUACACAAAUUUGUAUCAUUCAUUUGAACCUGUGAUGGAAGGCUUCUUCUGGUUUAGCUACA
Messenger RNA from Salvia hispanica, 2320 nucleotides. RefSeq names its product serine/threonine-protein kinase BLUS1. Lineage: Eukaryota; Viridiplantae; Streptophyta; Magnoliopsida; Lamiales; Lamiaceae. Gene Ontology annotation, biological process: protein phosphorylation. Gene Ontology annotation, molecular function: protein serine/threonine kinase activator activity; protein kinase activity; ATP binding. The record is from RefSeq and is a predicted model, not a curated record.